Gracilinanus agilis (Agile Gracile Mouse Opossum) is the source of this 951-nucleotide messenger RNA. Its product is annotated as olfactory receptor 51G2-like. The transcript has a single exon. Gene Ontology annotation, cellular component: membrane. Gene Ontology annotation, biological process: G protein-coupled receptor signaling pathway. The record is from RefSeq and is a predicted model, not a curated record. The coding region runs from base 1 to 951 and encodes 316 amino acids. NCBI's taxonomy places the organism in Eukaryota, Metazoa, Chordata, Mammalia, Didelphimorphia, Didelphidae. Gene Ontology annotation, molecular function: G protein-coupled receptor activity; olfactory receptor activity.
AUGAUGUCUUCUCUCAAUAACUCGGACUUCAUAUUUUCCACUUUCCUGGUGACAGGAAUCCCUGGACUAGAGACUAAGCAUAUGUGGCUUUCCAUUCCAUUUAGCAUGAUGUUCUUUGUGACCCUGGCAGGCAACAUCACCAUAAUGUGGAUUAUCUGGAUUGACAGAAGCCUCCAUGCGCCCAUGUAUCUCUUUCUGGCAAUGCUGGCAGCCUCAGACCUAGGUUUGUCUCUCUCUGCAUUCCCUACACUUUUAAGGAUCUUAUGGCUGGAGGCCCGGGAGAUGAGUUUCUCUGCCUGUUUUACCCAGAUGUUCUUCAUCCACACCUUCCAGAAUUUUGAGUCAGCUGUGAUUCUGGUCAUGGCCUUUGAUCGCUAUGUGGCAAUUUCUAAACCCUUGCAUUAUGCCUCCAUCCUUACCAGCAGUGUAAUUGCCAAGAUUAGUUUGGCCAUUUUAUUACGAACACUGACAGUUGAGGUACCCCUUCCCAUCUUGCUUAGGAGGCUACACUUCUGUCGCUCUAAUGUGCUCUCUCACUCCUACUGCCUACAUCCAGACAUCAUCAAACUCUCCUGCUCAGAUACUAGGAUAAAUAGCAUCUUUGGCUUGUUCACUGUCCUUUCCACCAUGAUCUUUGACUUCCUCCUCAUUCUCUUCUCCUAUGUCCUGAUCCUAAAGACUGUGCUGAGCAUUGCAUCCCAUGGGGGACGUCUCAAGGCCCUCAACACCUGCAUCUCCCAUCUCUGUGCUGUGGUCCUUUUCUUCACUCCCAUGGUCAGUCUAUCUAUGCUACACAGGUUUGGACCAAAGCUUCCCUCCCAUGUUUAUGUGCUCUUGGCUAAUAUGCACUUUCUUAUCCCUCCUGUAAUGAACCCCAUUGUUUAUGUAGUAAAAACCAAACAAAUUCGAGACAGGAUCAUUAGGAUGCUUUUCAGGAAGGGAAACAGGUAA